Messenger RNA from Eucalyptus grandis, 1363 nucleotides. RefSeq lists its product as uncharacterized. Bases 485 to 1018 code for a protein of 177 amino acids. The transcript has a single exon. Gene Ontology annotation, biological process: response to auxin. Lineage: Eukaryota; Viridiplantae; Streptophyta; Magnoliopsida; Myrtales; Myrtaceae. The record is from RefSeq and is a predicted model, not a curated record.
UGGCCAUGCCGUGCUUUCCCCCAUUAAAACCGCGAUAGCUCUCCUUCUUCAGGUCACAUCUCGUGAGGUCUCCCAUCGAUCCCUUUUUAAUUCGCUCGCCCUCGCUCCCGCUCUCCAUCUCUUCCCCAGUGCGCUGUUCUUGAAAGCUCUCGAAGAUGGCGUCUUUUCUGUCGGCUUGAAUCCUCCCCCGUUCGAUAAUUCACUCUCGCGGUUUCUUGAAACCCUACUGUCCCUUUCUUUCUCGAUCCUCUCUUGCAUGUUUCGGGGGGCCUUGAAGUUGUCGGAAGAAACAUGAGUAAUUCGAUGUUGCCGAGGGUGAUGGCCACGUUUCAUUUGGUCUACGACCGAGGGUAAUUCGAUCGCCAGCUUUUUUGCUCUCUUUUCACCCGAAAGUUCCCUUCUUUUCGUGUUCUUUUUGUGCCACGCCUCCGCAGAAAAAAAAGUAUUUUCGAUUUCUUGGCUAAAGGAGAGAGGAGAAAAAGUGAUGGAAGCCAACAUGGAAAAAGCGAAAAAGAGCCUGAUCACCAAGACAUGGGAGCGAUGCAAAUCCAUCGGCCGGGGCGGCGGCAACAAGGCCGCGGCCUCCUCCCCAGGCCGCCUCACGAGGAAGACCAAGUCGUGGAACGGCUCCAGCGCUGGGGCGGCGGCCGCGGCGGCCAUGGAGGGUGGCCGCGGGGGCAGGCGGCGGGUGGCUCCGGAGGGGUGCUUCUCGGUGUACGUGGGUCCCGGGAAGCAGAAGUUCGUGAUCAAGACGGAGUACGCCAACCACCCGCUCUUCAAGGCCCUCCUCGACGAGGCCGAGGCCGAGUACGGGUACAGCAGCGGCGGGCCCAUCGAGCUCCCCUGCGACGUGGCGGUCUUCUGCAGGGUGCUGAUGGAGAUGGACUCCGCCGACGACGACGGGGGCCGGGUAGGCGGCCUCGGCGCGAAGCGGCGGGUCGGGUGCGGAGUCAACCAGGGCUACGGCGGGUACCGCCUGCUCAGCCCGUCCAGGAUGAUCACCAUAAAUCAGUUCUAGUUCUAGAGUAUACUAAUGCUUUCGCUAUGUUUUUAUACACAUGUGGGAAUAUGAUAGGAGCAAGUAGUUUGUGGCGUGUCUCUGGUUUUUAGUGUUUGUUUUCAUCUACGAAAAAUAAGUAAACAGUCCGAAGAAGAAGUGCAUUCGAAUUUGAAUAGGUCGUCGCAGCAGGUUGUCAUGUAAGAGAGAGAGAGAAGACGAUACCAUGUGGCGGCAGUCGGGGAUGUACGUGGUAGCUUGAGGACGUAAGAUCCUAGCCAUGCGUUUGUAUAUCUAUAGGCCAGAUCUACUUUGGAUGUGAUUAUGUAUGUGAGCUGUGAUCGUGUGGUUUGUGGAAUUACUCCA